AUGAUACCCCCAAUUACUUUUCCCUACUACCAUGAAAUCUCCGAUCGAUAUGGACUUGUCUUCCCAGACAGCACGCCCUCAAACGGUCUCCAUGACAAUUUCAUCAAUCCACUACUCAAGGACUGGCACACAGACAAUGUCACUGUUCUCUGGUUGAUUUUGAGGGGAAUGGACACCCCAUCCCUCAAGUCCCACGACGAUAUUGAAGCCUUCCAGAUGGAUAGCGAACGGAUCUGCCUUCGCAUCUUUAACAACUACUAUGAGCUGUUUCCAACCUCAGAGAGCCUUGUAAAGGCGCAGACCCCACAUUCCAAUGGAUCCCGAUUCCAAUCCCUCAAGCUGUUAUCUCAAAUGAAACUGGACCGACAGAAUCCCUGCAGCGUGGUCAAAUACACAGCCCAGCUCGAGUCGUCCGCAAUGUACUCCAGGGUACUCAAGUUGUUGCUCAAAGACAAAACUUGCGAUUUUACCAUCACAUCCACCACGCCCACGUGCUCCGACUCCGGCUCCGACUCCGACUCCGACUCCGACUCCUUCCCCGUGCACUCGUUCUUACUCACCAACCUCUGGCCCUUUUUCAAAGCAGUCUCGUCUGCGGAGAUGGUUGAAAAGGAGACCCAAACACUCCAUCUACCGUUUCCGAAGGACUGUGUGGAAAUUCUCGUCGCCUUCUUUUACGGAAAUAACGUCCAAAAUACCUCCUGGAGCUUAUCGCUGUCUCUGUCUCUGCUGGAAAUGUCUGCGCUCUACGACAUUCCGGAGCUGAAAAAUAUUGCCAUAGAGUCAAUUGUCAGCAGUGCUGAACCGUUGUCUCUCUCUGUCGCUCUCAAAGCGUGGAAAGUGGCCAACGAAAGUGACGCUCCUGAAGUGGAGGCGUUUCUAGGGCCGUAUCUGAAAAGACACGUCUCCGAAAUUGAAGCCUCGGAGGAAUCAGAGGAGUUUUCCGAAUCACAACUGCUGCAAUUACUCCUGCAGAUUGUCAGGUUGUAG
Molecule: messenger RNA, 990 nt
Organism: Yarrowia lipolytica CLIB122
Lineage: Eukaryota; Fungi; Ascomycota; Dipodascomycetes; Dipodascales
Molecular function (GO): protein binding
Source: RefSeq, a predicted model, not a curated record